This is a messenger RNA of Anopheles cruzii, 1668 nucleotides long. It is a transcript of the gene Poxn, whose product is annotated as paired box pox-neuro protein. The transcript is spliced from 9 exons. Lineage: Eukaryota; Metazoa; Arthropoda; Insecta; Diptera; Culicidae. Gene Ontology annotation, molecular function: DNA-binding transcription factor activity, RNA polymerase II-specific; RNA polymerase II cis-regulatory region sequence-specific DNA binding. The coding region runs from base 1 to 1668 and encodes 555 amino acids. Gene Ontology annotation, biological process: anatomical structure development; regulation of transcription by RNA polymerase II. The record is from RefSeq and is a predicted model, not a curated record.
AUGACAGAGCUGCCGGUUUGGCCGCAUCGGGCGCAUCUCCCGCAGGCGCAGGCGAGCCUAUCUGAUUUCAAGACGGCAAUCAACGCGCCGCCAGGCAUCGACGAAAUGCCCCAUACCGGCCAGGCCGGAGUCAACCAGCUGGGAGGAGUCUUCGUCAAUGGCCGCCCGCUGCCGGACAUCGUCCGUCGGCGAAUCGUGGAGUUGGCGCUGAUGGGUGUCCGGCCCUGCGACAUCUCCCGCCAGCUACUCGUUUCUCACGGUUGCGUUUCGAAGAUUCUGACCCGCUUCUACGAAACCGGAUCGAUACGGCCCGGCUCGAUCGGUGGCAGCAAAACCAAGCAAGUGGCGACCCCGACGGUGGUGAAGAAAAUACUGCGCUUCAAGCAGGAAAAUCCGGGCAUGUUCGCUUGGGAAAUUCGCGAUCAGCUCCUCAGCCAGCGGAUAUGCGACCCCAACACGAUACCGUCGGUUAGCUCCGUCAACCGGAUACUCAGGAACGGUGGCAUGUGGACCGAUGAUAUGACUUCGAACGAACAAAUGCUCCGAGAGUCAUCCCAUUCGACCGCGGCCUACAUGCAGUCCAAGUCGAUGGCCCACCCGCUCUACAGUCAAACGCUCGAGCAGCACCAAGCCCUCCUCAGUCAGUAUCGCUACAGUAUGGCCGCGGUUUCGCCGGAACACGUCACCAAACCGGCCGGCCACCCCGCGCACAACCUGCCGCAUCAACAACAGCACCCUCAGACGGCGACGGGCUCGCUGCCCGUCCAGAGGACGGCCGCCAUCAACAUCAUACAGCACGAAGGACUCACCAUCACCAAGACGCCCGCCACCGACCUCCACCAGCCCGCGAUCCACCACCCGCACCACCCACCACAGUCCCUGACCGGUGGAGUCAGUAAGCCAUCGCCUGCGAUCAGCCUGCCGGACCUAAGCUCCCCGAAGCCGGACGCCAAAAGUGAACCCUCGUCCUCCACGCGCUCCACACCCACCAGCACUCCGACGACGUCCUCGUCUGCGCCCGCGACCACCACCUCCCAAAUGCCGCCCGGUUAUCUGCCCAAACACUGGAUCUGGAACACGAGCCUGUUCUACGCGGCCAACCGGGCAGCAGCGGCAGCGGCCGCGGCCGCUUUCCCCCACGGGUACUUCACCUACGGCAAUCCGUUCGGUGCGAGCGGAGCGUUCGGGGCACAGCUUGAGGCCGGUAGCCUACGCAGUGAUACGACCGCGUCGAAUACGUCCUCGUCGCCGGUGCAGAUCACCGACGUCAACAGUGACGAUUCCUCCGACAACCACGACGAUUUGCGGACCGCCAUCUCGAAGAAGCGGAACCCGUACUCGAUCGAGGAGCUGCUCAAGAAGCCCGAGAGCAAACGGCAGAAGAUGGUCGAUGGCGUUACCAUUACGCGCCUUUCGUCGCCACCGGCCAAGGGGGACGACAAGUACUACCCAUCGUCGCCGUCCUCUCCGUCCGCCUCCCCGACCAAGUCCUGUCCGUCACCACCGAUCGCCAGUGUGGCCCCGAUCCCCCUGCGGCUAUCGUCCUCGUCGUCCCCGUGCUCGGUCGGCGAGGAGUCCGAGGCGGCCAGCAUCGUGUCGGCGGUCGUUCGCUCGAAGCUAAACGAUACCAAUAGCGAAACCAAUAUCAAUAUCGAAAUUUGUGAUUGA